AUGGCAAAAAGGAAGUUACCGCAAGAAGUGUUCGGUGAAACUGACGAUAACGAUGAAGACUUUUAUUUUGGCCUCCCGAAUACUGAUUCUGAUAGAGAAAGUGAUAACUAUUGCAGUGACUCUGAUAGUGACAUAGUUCCCGUGGAGCGACCAGUAAGGGAGUUAACAAUGUCCAGCGACAGUGAAACAGAAGAAAAUGAUGAAAAUGAGAAUAAACAGCAGAGCUUAUCAACUCGAUCAACGUGGAAUAAGUGGAUCGAUGUGACGAAGGAGGAGUUAACAGCUUUUUUGGGUGUAGUCCUGAAUAUGGGUACUAUACCAGUUCCUAACAUGCAAUAUUAUUGGACUAAAGAUCAUAUUGGAAACAUACCAUUUUUUAGAGAUACGUUUCGGAGGGAAAGAUUUUUCCAAAUAUUUUGGAUGUUACAUCUAAAUGAAAACAUUUCCACAAAUAGAAACGUAUCAACGAGAAUCCAAAAAGUGAGCAACUUUCUGGAUUAUAUUGGUGACAAGUUCCGGGCGUAUUUUACACCGGAUAGAGAAAUAUCCAUCGAUGAGUCUGUGGUGAAAUUCAAGGGCAAAAUCAGCUUCAUUACAUAUAAUCCCAAAAAGCCCACCAAAUGGGGAAUCCGGAUUUAUGUACUGAUAUUAUCAGACUCCCAUACAGGAUACAUAUAUGCUAUGCUUCCCUACUAUGGAAGCGUUACUACAGAGAUUCUCAUCCGUCCAGACCUCCCUGUCAGUUCAAGAAUUGUUUUACAACUUUAUCACACGCUGUUGACCGCAAAUCCCGAGGCAAAGGGAUACCACAUCUUUACAGACAGAUUUUUUACAGGGAUCCCAUUAGCGCAGGAACUACUAAAGCUAAAUUGUUAUUUAACUGGCACAAUUAACACAAACAGGAAAUAUAUACCAGCUAUGAUCAAAAAACCAGCUUUAACAAAAAAUAAUAUUGUCGCUGCCUACCGAUCAGGCGCUAUUCUACUAUUAGCGUGGAGAGAUAAAAGAAUAGUCACCAUGCUAAGCAGUUACAACACAUCGGGUACGACAAUUACAGAAAGAAGGAAGAAACAAGCUGGGACCGUCAACAUUGUCAAACCAAAUGUUGUUAUAAAUUAUAAUACGAACAUGGGAGGUGUGGAUAAGGCUGACCAAUUAGCAUCUUCGUACUGUUUCAUGAGAAAAUCGUGCAAGUGGUGGCGAAAACUUUUUUUCUGGGGACUGGAGAUUUGUGCAAUCAAUAGUUAUAUUUUAUAUAAGGUGUCAGCUAGAAGGGAGAGCAGAAAACCUAUGCCACAUUUUAUGUUCGUCCGAAAAUUGGUGGCACAAUUGGUAGGCAAUUUUCGUGGCGGAGCAGAUUCAAAACCAGGAAGACCAUCAACCUCCGAUAAGGAUGAAAGACUGAAUGGAAAACUACAUAUACUGCGGCAUUGCGAAAAUGUGAAAA
Habropoda laboriosa is the source of this 1447-nucleotide messenger RNA. Its product is annotated as piggyBac transposable element-derived protein 4-like. NCBI's taxonomy places the organism in Eukaryota, Metazoa, Arthropoda, Insecta, Hymenoptera, Apidae. The annotation marks the transcript as partial. The record is from RefSeq and is a predicted model, not a curated record. The transcript has 2 exons.